GUUUACCUUCGUCUUGUCAAAAGGGAAGGAGGCCGCGACGCUGACAUAGAGGGGUGAAAGACAACACUUUUCGUUAGGUUAUGAAAGAUUUAUGCUGAUGAGAUAGCAAGAAACAUGGCCAUGGAUAUGGAUGCCAUUUUUAAAGUGAUAGGGGAAUUUGGUCCCUAUCAACGACGCGUGUACUUCCUACUGUGUCUUCCAUUCAUUUUUGUUGCAACUUCAAACCUGGCAUAUGUGUUUAUUGGAGCCACUCCAGAACAUUAUAGAUGCAUUGUGCCAGCAUGUGAUACAAAUCUUACAGAUCUCCAGUAUAAUAGAACAUUCUUAGAAUUCACCAUUCCCUACAACAAAACAUCAGGCUUUUCCAAGUGUCAACGUUACAAACACAUUGAUGAAGAAGAAGGUUGCAUUCCUUCAGCUUUCAUGGAGAACACAACAGAGGACUGCCCAGAGGGGAAAGUGUUUGAUACUACUGUAUAUGCUACCACAAUUGUAACAGAAUUUAACCUUACCUGUCAUGAUGCUUGGGAAGCAAAUAUGGCACAGACAAUAUACUUCAGUGGAGUUCUGAUUGGAGCAUUCGUCUUUGGUUUCAUUGCUGAUAGAAUUGGACGCAUGCUGACAAUCUUAAUUGGGCUCGUUUGCAUGGUGGUCUCCGGUGUAAUCACAGCCUUGGUCACCAGCUUAAGAGUGUUUAAUGUUAUGCGAUUCUUAAAUGCAAUGAUGGCAACUGCAGUCUUUCAGACAUCAUUUGUGCUAG
This is a messenger RNA of Penaeus vannamei (Pacific white shrimp), 760 nucleotides long. The record is from RefSeq and is a predicted model, not a curated record. Lineage: Eukaryota; Metazoa; Arthropoda; Malacostraca; Decapoda; Penaeidae.